Molecule: messenger RNA, 3611 nt
Organism: Chlamydomonas reinhardtii
Lineage: Eukaryota; Viridiplantae; Chlorophyta; Chlorophyceae; Chlamydomonadales; Chlamydomonadaceae
Exons: 17
Coding region: 66-1907 (613 amino acids)
Biological process (GO): carotene catabolic process
Cellular component (GO): chloroplast stroma
Molecular function (GO): carotenoid dioxygenase activity
Source: RefSeq, a predicted model, not a curated record
UUUAUUACCUUGAAUUGAAAUCUAGUGCCGCAGGCUCGUGACCUCACAGAAUCGCUCUAGGACAAAUGACUUCCUCAGCGGAUAGCCCCGCCUGGAGCCUGCCGCAGUUCCCAAUGACCCGAACAUUGUUGCACUAUGCAGCGCCGGUCGCCUGUGUGGCCACAACUGCACUCCUCGUCGCGACAAGGAAGGACCUGAUUACCUGGGUGUAUAACACCAUCGCCAAGUCAGGGACCAAGAAGGCUGGAAAGGCCUACCUCUCUGGCAACUUCGGCCCUGUGCCUGACGAGCUGUUUGCUGAGGACCUGGAGGUGGUGGAGGGCAAGCUGCCCGCGGGGCUUGACGGCUUCUAUGUGCGCGUGGGCCCCAACCCGCUCUUCCAACCCGUUGCCGGGUACCACUGGUUCGACGGCGACGGCAUGCUGCACGGCGUGCGGCUUAAGGGCGGCAAGGCCACCUACGCCAACAAGUACGUGGAGACGGAGCGCCUGAAGCAGGAGCGGGCCGCGGGCGGGCCCCUGUUCCCUCGCCUGGGUGACAUGUUCGGAGGCAAGGGCCUGGCGCUCAUGCUGCUGCACAGGCUGGCCAAGGCUCUGGGGGCGGUGCAGACCAGCAACGGCACCGGCACGGCCAACACGGCACUGGUGUUUCACGCCAAGCGGCUCCUGUCGCUCAACGAGGGAGACAUGCCGUACGGGAUCAAGGUCCUGUGCAACGGCUUGAUCGACACGCUGGGUCGCAUGAAGCUGCCCAGCAGCUGGAAGGGACCCUUCACCGCACACCCCAAGCUGGACCCGGAGACGGGCGAGCUGAUCUUCCUGGGCUACUCCUUCUCCGGCCAGCCCUACGUGUCCGCCGGCGUGCUGGACGCGCACGGCAACCUGUCCCGGCAGUGGGGCGUGGAGCUGCCCUGGCCCGUCAUGAUGCACGACAUGGUGGCCACGCAGCGCUACGUGGUGCUCAUGCACCUGCCGCUGUGCUUCGACCCCGAGUGCAUGGUGAAGGACAAGACGCUGCCCUUCCGCAUGCGCACCGACUUGCCCUCGCGCAUCGGCCUGCUGCGCCGCGACGCGCCCAGCUGCCCGGCCGGCGGCGCCCCUGUGCAGUGGUUUGAGCUGCCGGGUCCUGGCUUCAUGGCCUUCCACAUGGUCAACGCCUGGGAGGAUCCCAAGACAGGAGACGUCAAGGUGUACGCCUGCCAGCAGGACUUUGUGAACCUGGACCUGGACAAGGUGGACUGCUCCAAGGAGCUGGCGCACCUGACCGAGUACUCGCUGUCCCCCGCCACCGGCGCCGCCAGCCUGAGGCGCCUGAGCGGCGUGGUGGGCGACUUCCCCGUGGUGCACCCGGGGCACGUGACCCGCCCCUGCCGCUGGACCUGGCUGGCCACCAUGGACACUGCCGGCAGCACGCCCUCCUUCACCGGCAUCGCCAAGAUGGACCUCUCCGCGCCCGGCCCCGCCGCGGCCGCCGCCGCCGCCUCCACGCCCGCCGCCUCGGCGGCCUCCACGCCCAUCACCUCCCCCUCCAAGGAGCAGCCUAACGGUGGCGAUGCCAAGGCCUCCAAGGGCGGCAAGGGUGGAGAUGCGGCGCUGCCAAAGGGCGAUGCGUGCGUUGGGCGCAUCAUCUACCCGCCGGGCGUGUUCGGAGGGGAGGCUGUGUUCGUGCCGCGUUCCUCCACGCUGGCCGACCCCAAGGCCGCCGCCAAGCUGGCCGAGGACGACGGCUGGCUGACUGUGUUUGUGUACGACACCAACACAGACACGUCGUACUUCAAUGUGUACGACGCCAAGACCAUGGCCCCCAAGCCCGUGGCCUCGGUGCGCAUGCCGCGCCGCGUGCCGUACGGCUUCCACGGCACGUGGGUGGCGGAGCAGCAGCUCAAGAGCCAAGUCAUGUGGGUGUGAGGGCCGCAAUGGCUGCUGGUCCGCGACACACUGCGGCAAGCGCGGGGCCGGCGGGCGAUUGUGCCCCGCCUGGCGCGCGGUUGUGCCACCAUCACGUAAUGGAGGGAUGAAAGGCGAAGCACGGCCGUGGUGCUGCUUCUGACAAAGUGGAAGAAUUCAACAUAUGAGAAGAGGGAGAGACAAGAGGAAAUGGUGCACUGGAGGCAAUGGUUGGCUUCCUCAGCGAUCACACCAAAGCACGAGAGUCAGAGAAAGCUCUGUGCAUCGCAUGCGCCCAAUUUAUCUGUACUUUGGUGUUCAUGGCGUUUGCUGUUUGCUGGGCCCCGACCGGUAACAUGGCUUCAGCAGCUGCGUGACGAAGAGGCGCGAGGUCGUGUGUUGAGGUGUCACAGAAUGGGAAAUUGUGCUGCGCGCGGAGUCAAACGGCGGAGUACUGCACCCGCGGCGAGCGCUUGUUGGCUUCACAUUUCGUGGAUUGGUUGGCAUUGGAUUUGGCAUUGCUAGAGCAGCAGGAGUCGAGAGUGUAGGGCGUUGCGCAGAGGCUGAGAGAUUGUUGGAGGGAACGGCGUGGUGGGUUGUGGGAAAGAGACUUGACGAAUCCAUUGCAGAAAUGUAGGCGGCAGGUCUAAACCAGCCGAAGGUAAUGCGUGUUGAUUGCCGGCAGGCGUGUGCGUGCUGCACCAAGAGGUCACGACGGCGGGCCUGGUGUGUGUUGUUGGGGAUACCGUGGCGUGUACCGGGGGUAGCCUGUGGUUGAGCGUUUUGGGGUUCAGUAUUGAGGAAUGUGCGGGCCCAAGAGGCGGAUGCAGUUUACGCAGGCGAGGUUGUAAGGUUAGCUGAGGUUGUUUCAAUGUUCCGCAAGUUCACAACCGGCAUGGCCAUCCGUCAGCUGGGGGAUGCAGGGGGAUGCCCAGGAGCCCUCAAGUAUUUGAAAUGGAGUACCACCCCGCGAACCCGGCUUGACCUCCUUACACACGCAUUUGCAUGUUCUCGACUGAAGGAGGAUUGCCAGCGCGUGGGCGCACGUGGGCACCUGGACGUCAGGGGUUGGGGGCUGGCUACCUUGCGCCGGCAGUUGGUCCAGCGGAGGUGACUCUGGUCCCCCGACGACUGCGGAAUCGGCACGCGUUAGGCAUCAUGCCCUGUUUGCCAUGGACACUCAUGGACCUCGGCCGGCAAUGUGUGGUGGUGGCGGGACUGGCUGCUGGAGCUACCUUCCCGGGGGCGCAAAGUGCCAGCUAUUUGGGGGCGCCGUUGCGUCAGACUUAUGGGCGCGGCUUCAGGCGUUGCGGGUUCUCCCGCGUGGCUGAGUGGUGCCUGGCAACCACCCCUUACUCGUGCGUGGUACUGGCGGCAGGAUGGUGCUUGUCCACCCGAAGGAUAAUGCGUCCCCGCAGCCUCCACUUGAAGUUGAUGGGCACUGCGCCUACUGCCUACUGCCUUUUCCUGCGGCCCUGUGUUGGCCUUCGGGCUUGCGCGGUUGUGCCUCGCCUCCUGGCGCCAGGCACGUCGUCCCGGGGUGGCCCUGACAUCGUCGGACGUUCUAACCGGUGUGGUGCUUCAAUGACAUGCCUGGUCUUGCGGCGGUGAAGCUGCAUGGUGGGGCUUUGGCGGGUCUUGCACCUGGGUGCCUGGCUUGGUGUCGACCCUGCGCCUCUGCUUCACACGUGUGCGCUAGCGGUCUGUGUGUCAAAAACGAAACGA